Tigriopus californicus is the source of this 1674-nucleotide messenger RNA. It is a transcript of the gene Atg6, whose product is annotated as beclin-1-like protein. NCBI's taxonomy places the organism in Eukaryota, Metazoa, Arthropoda, Copepoda, Harpacticoida, Harpacticidae. Gene Ontology annotation, cellular component: phosphatidylinositol 3-kinase complex, class III, type I; phosphatidylinositol 3-kinase complex, class III, type II; phagophore assembly site. The record is from RefSeq and is a predicted model, not a curated record. Bases 248 to 1621 code for a protein of 457 amino acids. The transcript has a single exon. Gene Ontology annotation, biological process: late endosome to vacuole transport; autophagy; autophagosome assembly.
UCGUUCGAGAUCGUAAGAGAGUGCAUUACAUUGCAAAGUGUUCUACGGUAUUGACGUUGAAACGAACCCAUCCCUGAAUUUAGUGCUCCCAGGAUUGACGUUCAGCCACUCUGUUGAUUGCUCUGACAAUGCCGUAGAACGGCUUGGAAUGCGUAUUAGGACGUUUCCUGGACAGAUUUAGUUGUGUUUCCAGAGAGCCUUGCUCAAUCAGUUAUAUACCAAACGUUGUCAGAAUCUCUAGUAGACGAUGGCAUCCGCCCCCGUGAGAGCCCUAUCCUCUCAGUCAUCGAGGUUAAGUUCCCGCCCAGUCUCGGAUCCCGAGGAUAGGCUGGCCUUUUUUUCGUGUCAGCAAUGCAUGCAAUCCAUUCGAAUCCAUCCAUCGUUCUACACCAUGAAUGAGCACACUCUAGCCGAGCUGACCCUGCCCCCCGUGAAUCCCAUGCCUCAGUUUGAUUUCGAGCGGGCUCGUCGGGAGGCGGACGAAGCUGGCCACGAAAUCCACGGUUUGGCUCCGCCCCUGCGCUUGGCGGAAUCCCAUACCCAUGGAUUCACGUUUGUCGAUGAGCAAGGUGAUAAUGUGAGUCUGAGCCGGAAAAUGCGGGAGACGGCCUUACUCUUUGAUAUGCUCUCUGAAUCUGGCGAAGUCGACCAUCCGUUGUGCGAGGAAUGCGCUGAUAAUUUACUGGAGUCCAUGGACCAGAAGCUCCGGGUAGCUGAGGAAGAAGCUCAAGAGUACAAGGCGUAUCUCGAGAAGCUCGAGAGCGAGACCGAGGAUGAUAAUCACAUCCAAUCGUUGGAAAAGGAGCUGGAAACGUUGGAGAACAAGGAGAAAACGCUCCGUGAAGAGUUGAAGACGCUAAGUGAGAAAACCACCAAGGCGGAAGGUGAUCUAGAAAGAGAGAUGAAAGCUAAAAAAGUGAUCGUGGAACAGGAGCAAAAAUAUUGGAAGGAAUACUCCAAGUUCAACCGCGAAAUGCUGCUCAACGAAGACGAGAGCAAAACGGUGGAUUGCCGUUUGAAGUACACCGAGAGUCAAUUGGAGAAGCUCAAGCGUCUGAACAUUUACAAUGCCACUUUCGAGAUCUGGUAUACGGACCAUUUCGGGACGAUCAACGGCUUGCGCCUGGGUCGAUCACCCUCCAAGCCGGUGGAUUGGAACGAGAUCAACGGGGCCUGGGGACACACGGCCUUACUCUUGUGGUGCUUGGCCAAGGCCAUUCAAAUGGAGCCCUUCCAACGCUAUCAACUUGUGCCCUUUGGGAAUUUUUCGUAUUUGAAGCAGUUAUCCGACGAAAAAACGUUGCCACUCUAUGGAGCGGGCGGAUUUCGCAUGAUUUUCGACUCCAAGUUUGACCACGCUAUGGUGGCCUUCCUGGAUUGUCUUCAGCAAUUCGGGGACGAGGUCGAGAAAAGAGGCUUCCAUCUGCCUUACGAGAUGGAGCGGGGAAAAAUCAAGGAUAACAACACCAACAAUUGGUACCCAAUCAAGCUCCAAUUCAACUCGGAAGACUCGUGGACCAAGGCGCUAAGGUACAUGUUGACCAAUUUGAAAUGGGGCCUGGCGUUCGUGUGCACGAAGCAGGGGCUCCCCCAAGACUUAUCCAAAAACAACUCGUCCUGAUGAUUAGGCAUAGAGGCAAUUUUUUUAUUACAAUACAUUUCUCAUCCAUGUCA